CCUGCCGGGCGGGCCGACUGGCAAGCCCCUUUCCGGCUGUUCCCUAUGGAGGCGCUGGGGAAAUUGAAGCAGUUCGAUGCCUACCCCAAGACUUUGGAGGACUUCCGGGUCAAGACCUGCGGGGGCGCCACGGUGACCAUCGUCAGUGGCCUUCUUAUGCUGCUAUUGUUCCUGUCCGAGCUGCAGUAUUACCUUACCACGGAGGUGCAUCCUGAACUCUAUGUGGACAAAUCGCGGGGAGAUAAACUGAAGAUCAACAUCGAUGUCCUUUUCCCGCACAUGCCUUGUGCCUAUCUGAGCAUCGACGCCAUGGAUGUGGCUGGGGAACAGCAGCUGGACGUGGAACACAACUUGUUCAAGCAGCGGCUGGACAAGGACGGCGUCCCCGUGAGCUCAGAGGCAGAGCGGCAUGGUAACCAGGGGACGGGGCCUUGCCAUUCCCUACCUUCUGGCAAGUCAGCUGGGCCAGUCUCAGCAGUGAACCAGGCAACUAGGACCCAGAGAGGGUCUGCCGCCCCGCCCAAGGUCCCCUGCGGCCGAGAACUUGGAGAGGGUACAGACCGUAAUCCGGCGAGGCCAAGGCCUCCAGGAGAGGCAGCGGCUGCUACAUACAGCCCCUUCCCAGUCUCUAACCCCGGCCCUCUGCCCUCUCGUUGGUCUCCACUCCCAGCAAAACCCAACGGAGGGGCCCUGCGUCUGUCCAUCUCGACUGGAGCAGACGGCCGGGCUCCUCAUUCUCAGGCGAAGCUUGGCUGGUGGGUGGGUUUGAGGUUAGCCCUCCAACUCGUAUCUGACAGCGUCAUCGGCCCCUCAUUCCGGAGAGACUGGUCCAUACGCCAGGAGUGGAAGCGUCCCAAAUGGGCAGAUGGGCUCGGGCCUUGGUGCCCUGCCCUUGACGUGCCCGCUCCCCACCUGCUCCCCUGCAGGUGCUGCAACACCUGCGAGGACGUGCGUGAGGCCUAUCGGCGCCGAGGCUGGGCCUUCAAGAACCCAGACACCAUCGAGCAGUGCCGGCGAGAGGGCUUCAGCCAGAAGAUGCAGGAGCAAAAGAACGAAGGCUGCCAGGUGUAUGGCUUCCUGGAAGUCAACAAGGUGGCUGGGAACUUCCACUUUGCUCCUGGGAAGAGCUUCCAGCAGUCUCAUGUGCACGUACAUGCUGUGGAGAUCCACGACCUGCAGAGCUUUGGCCUUGACAACAUCAACAUGACCCACUACAUCCGCCACCUGUCAUUCGGAGAGGACUACCCGGGCAUCGUUAACCCCCUGGACCACACCAAUGUCACUGCACCCCAAGCCUCCAUGAUGUUCCAGUACUUUGUGAAGGUGGUACCCACAGUGUACAUGAAGGUGGAUGGGGAGAUGCUGAGGACAAACCAGUUCUCUGUGACCAGACAUGAGAAAGUGGCCAAUGGGCUGAUGGGCGACCAGGGGCUCCCCGGUGUCUUCGUGCUCUACGAGCUCUCGCCCAUGAUGGUGAAGCUGACGGAGAAGCACAGGUCCUUCACGCACUUCCUGACAGGCGUCUGUGCCAUCAUCGGAGGAAUGUUUACAGUGGCUGGACUCAUCGAUUCGCUGAUCUACCACUCGGCACGAGCCAUCCAGAAGAAAAUCGAUCUAGGCAAGACAACGUAGUUGCCCCUGCCCCUCCUGUUGUUCCCUUUUUUUUUCUCUUUGUCCUUGUGGUCAUUUUCCCUAGCCUCUGCCACCACUCAUCCUUGGCCCCAGGUUAAUAAAUCUAUUGGUUGUGAUAAUA
Molecule: messenger RNA, 1753 nt
Organism: Echinops telfairi (small Madagascar hedgehog)
Lineage: Eukaryota; Metazoa; Chordata; Mammalia; Afrosoricida; Tenrecidae
Gene: ERGIC3
Product: ERGIC and golgi 3
Exons: 14
Coding region: 46-1632 (528 amino acids)
Biological process (GO): retrograde vesicle-mediated transport, Golgi to endoplasmic reticulum; endoplasmic reticulum to Golgi vesicle-mediated transport
Cellular component (GO): endoplasmic reticulum; endoplasmic reticulum membrane; COPII-coated ER to Golgi transport vesicle
Source: RefSeq, a predicted model, not a curated record